CAGAGCCUGGAAUCUCCAUGCUGAAGGCCUGACGCUGGAGAAUCAGGCCAAGGAUUCAUCUGCUGGUCAGCAGCAGUCACCUGAGUUUCCAGGUGUUUGCAGGUGUGAAGGAAGUUGCUCUGCUGGACUUUCAUCAGACUCGAGUCGAUGACGGAGAGUGGCAUCAUGUCCUGAUGGAACUGAAGAGCAGCAAAGAUGGAAAGGACAUCAAAUACAUGGCUGAGGUGUCUUUGGACUACGGCUUGUUUCAGGCAUCAGUGGAGAUUGGUAACGAGCUGCCAGGCCUCAGACUAAAAAGUCUGUUUGUUGGAGGACUUAUGAAGAACGGCUUGGUGGUGAACGGAUGGAGAGGCUGCAUCCAGGGUGUGAGGAUGGGAGAGACGUCCAUGAAGCUGGCAAUUGAUAACCUGCGGGGGAGUCAGAUGGUCGGUGUGGGGAAUGGAUGUGAUGUCAUCGACUCCUGCAGCAAUGGUGUCUGUCCGCCACACAGUCACUGCAAAGACCUCUGGGAACAUCACACUUGCACCUGCCAACCAGGAUUCUUUGGGAGGAACUGUGUGGAUGUUUGUCUCUUAAACCCCUGUCAGCACAACUCCACCUGUGUCCACCAGCCGAGCUCCCGCCGUGGAUACUGCUGUCACUGUGGAGACGGUUACCAUGGAGACUACUGUCAGCACAGAUCACAAGUGCCGUGUGCUCGAGGCUGGUGGGGGGGUCCAGUCUGUGGUCCUUGUACCUGUGAUACUUCUAAAGGAUUCAACAGAGACUGUAACAAAACUACAGGAGAGUGCAGCUGUAAGGAGAAUCAUUUCCAUCUGGAGGGCGGAGACUCCUGCCUCCCCUCCGACUGUUUCCAGCUGGGCUCUGAGUCUCGGGUCUGUGACUCUCAGAUCGGUCAGUGUCUCUGUAGGACAGGUGUUUUGGGCGUCAGUGCAACACCUGCGACAACCCGUACGCUGAGAUCACAUCCAGAGGCUGUGAGGUGGUGUAUGAUGUCUGUCCGAGGGUGUUUGAAUCUGGACUCUGGUGGCCAAGGACUCAGUUUAAUCAAACUGCAGCUGUGAGAUGUCCCCAAGGCUCCACGGGUACAGCUAUACGUCACUGUGACGAGCAACACGGCUGGCUCCGCCCCCUCCUUUUCAACUGCACCUCAGUGAGCUUCAGACACCUACACUACCAGG
Molecule: messenger RNA, 1181 nt
Organism: Morone saxatilis (striped sea-bass)
Lineage: Eukaryota; Metazoa; Chordata; Actinopteri; Moronidae
Product: cadherin EGF LAG seven-pass G-type receptor 1-like
Exons: 9
Coding region: 174-1064 (296 amino acids)
Biological process (GO): cell-cell adhesion
Molecular function (GO): calcium ion binding
Source: RefSeq, a predicted model, not a curated record